AGACUCCCAGCAGCCUCUCCUCCCUCUGCUGCCAUCGCGGCCCAGCCUGGCAGUCACCAUGAGGUUCCUCUACCUUCUGCUGCUGCCUCUCUGCCUAUUCUUCUCCCAGGUGGCCCCAGGUGCUGGCCUUAUUAAAGGUCUCUUCCACAGGUAUCCAGAAUACCAAUGUGCCAAAAAAGGGGGGACCUGUAACUUCUCCCCGUGCCCGCUGUCUACCAAGGCUAGAGGCGCCUGUUACGGUGGGAAGGCCAAGUGCUGCAUCUGAGCUGGGAGCCACGGAGGCAAAAGGCAGGAACCAUGUGAACACUUUAUAAGCGUUGUUUUAAUCAAAGAAGACCUUUUUUUUUUUUUUUUUUUUUUGACGCAUACCUCCUUCGGACCAAAAUGAAUCUUGUGUUUCCUUUUGGAAGAGGUUAAGAAAGUAUGGGGUUUAGAAGUGAGACUGGCCAGGCCACAACGCCUGCAAGUUCAGGGCCGAGGGUGAUGACUAGGGCCUGAGUGAAGUCACCACCACAGCGUCUUAUCACCAAACCAACAAGUGAGUGACCCAGACGGUCCACCUGCAAUCAAGGAUACGUGGUGAGGAGACAGAUGACACAGGUUCAGGCCCUCUUGGUCCUAGCAGAACUCACCCCAAAUUCAGUGGUCUCAGCAGCCUGUUCAGUGAGACGGUCCAUCUGAGGAGCCCAGAAGUACUACUGCCUUCCCUCCCUUCUGGGCUGGGGACAGUGAAUGGUUACCUUAGCAUUUGAGAACCUCUGUUAUGACUGUAAAACUAGUCUUCUCAAGUUUCACUCUCUAGGCCUAAUAUCUGGGUUCCCGAAUGAUGAUUUUUGACUCUACCACAAUCACAAACCCUUGUUAUAUGUCACUUAAAAGGCAUGUGCUAUGACCACAACUUCUGCAUUUCAUUUCUUCUGCACCAUUUAGCCUGUAGACACAUGUUGAUGGGGAAGCAUGGGUCACCUUCUCUUUCUUCUAAUAAAUGUCUUACAACUCCCGAUGAAGCAAUUAUUGUCU
Molecule: messenger RNA, 1020 nt
Organism: Rhinolophus ferrumequinum (greater horseshoe bat)
Lineage: Eukaryota; Metazoa; Chordata; Mammalia; Chiroptera; Rhinolophidae
Gene: DEFB1
Product: defensin beta 1
Exons: 2
Coding region: 59-265 (68 amino acids)
Biological process (GO): defense response to Gram-negative bacterium; innate immune response in mucosa; defense response to Gram-positive bacterium
Cellular component (GO): extracellular region
Molecular function (GO): CCR6 chemokine receptor binding
Source: RefSeq, a predicted model, not a curated record